AGCGGGCGCGCGCGCGUACAUAUAGAUACCUAUGUCUAUGGUAUACAUAUAUAUAUAUAGUCAAAACUCCGUGAACGUAUUACAGUUGAUCAUUUAGAGAAUAAAAGAACAGUUUUGUCUCCAAGAUAAACUGAUUGAAAAUCGGAAACGGAACUGAAAUUUUUAGCCGACAAUUUUUGAUUGAUGUUUUCGCCUUCAUAAAAAAUUUGAAAUUUUUUUUCCCUGACUGAUUUUUCAAAAUGUGCGAUAUACAAGACGAGAGUAUGGGUGAAUCCACCUAUUAUUUACAGAGGGAUGAUCGCAGCUUGAGGACACCCCCGCAGACGUGGAUCACCAGACUGCAAAUAUGGAAGAAAUCAAGGAACGAUAGGCAUCAGCUCUUCACGAAAUAUACACAGCCAACCAUAUCAGCAUCCACAACUGCAACAAAUCUUUCGGAUUACCAAUCGAGCGCCACAUUAUUCAAGAGCAAAAUGGCAACAUUACAAGAAAAUUUGAGAUUAUCGCAGCCAGAGAUAGAACCAUUGAACUCUAAGGAAAAAGACCCAGAAGAAGCCCUUCCAACAAGCCAGAAAGUCACAUGGGAAUCAUUCAGCACUCUCCAGAAAUUCAGAGCUGCAGGAAAACAGCUCGUGACCGCCCUCAUAGUAUCAUGGGUUUCUAUGUUGGUAGGAUACACAUCAGGAUAUACCUCUCCUGCUGACAAAUCGCUGAGGAACGACUUCUCCAUUGGCGACAAUGAGAUGUCUUGGAUUGGAGGACUCAUGCCACUGGGCGCCGUGCUAGGGGGGCUCCUAGGAGGUCCUUCGAUAGAUUAUUUCGGUAGAAAAUGGACACUACUGCUAACAGAUGUGUUCCUAAUGCUAGCUUGGUCAGUGAACUAUUUCGCACAAGACUACUAUUACCUUUACGUCAGUCGUUCUCUGGUUGGAGUAGGUGUAGGUUUUGCCUCGCUCACAUUCCCUGUAUAUCUAGGCGAAACCAUCCAACCGGAAGUACGUGGUACCCUCGGCCUUUUACCGACCACCCUCGGCAACAUCGGCAUACUGGUGUGCUUCACAGUUGGAAUGGUGCUAGAGUGGAAGGACCUGGCUGGAAUAGCCGUUCUAAUGACCUUACCCUUCUUGCUGAUCUUCAUUUGGAUCAUUCCGGAAACGCCGAGGUGGUACGUGUCCAAGGAUAAGCUCGAGGACUGCAAGAAAUCCUUGGAAUGGUUGAGGGGAAACAAGCAAGACAUUACCAAAGAGUUCGACGAUUUAGUACGAAACCAGAAGGAACAAGUGUUGAAAAACGAGAAGAUAUCCGACGUAUUCACAAGGUCUAAUUUCAAACCGCUGACAAUAUGUCUCACCCUGAUGAUAUUCCAACAAUUCAGCGGUAUAAACGCUGUCAUUUUCUACACAACCUCAAUAUUCAGAGCCUCAAAGUCUACUUUAGAGCCGGAGAUUUGCACAAUUAUCAUAGGUGUGGUUAAUGUUUGCUCAACUUUCAUAGCGAACGCACUAAUCGACAGACUUGGCAGAAAAAUGCUCUUAUACAUUUCUAGCGUAUCCAUGGCCGUAUGUUUAGGAACCCUUGGUUUCUACUACUAUUUCAAGGAUGUCACUAAUAUGGACGUAACAGACUACGGUUUUGUACCAUUGGCCAGUUUGAUCGUUUUCGCCUUAGGUUUUUCGUUAGGUUUCGGACCCAUACCUUGGUUGAUGAUGGGCGAAAUUCUACCGGCAAAGAUCAGAGGACCGGCAGCUUCGAUAGUCACCGCCUUCAACUGGGCUUCCACAUUUGUCGUCACCACCACUUUUCCAAUAAUGAAUAAGAGUCUAGGAUCAUGUUACACAUUCUGGUUUUAUGGUCUAAUGGUCGUAUUAGGAUUUAUCUUCACUGUGAUAUGCGUUCCAGAAACGAGAGGAAAAAGUCUCGAAGACAUUGAAAGACUGAUGUCGGGUCAGGAAGUAAGAAGGAUGAGCUCUAAAGCCAACAUGAAACCUCUGCCUUCUACUUUCUGAUCACUUGUUAAGUUUUAAUUGUAAAUAUAAUUUAUGAACAAGUAGCGAAAUUGAAUUUUAUAUAUAAAACUCGAAUGAUUGAUUAGUCCAAGUUUUACUAUUUUAUAAAUUUUUAGGAGAGUAAUUUAUGAACACGUAGAACAUUUAUUUUUAUAAAAUAAAUUAUUUAAAUUUUA
Coccinella septempunctata (seven-spotted ladybird) is the source of this 2182-nucleotide messenger RNA. RefSeq names its product facilitated trehalose transporter Tret1-like. The transcript is spliced from 4 exons. Gene Ontology annotation, molecular function: sugar transmembrane transporter activity. Gene Ontology annotation, cellular component: membrane. Gene Ontology annotation, biological process: carbohydrate transport; transmembrane transport. Lineage: Eukaryota; Metazoa; Arthropoda; Insecta; Coleoptera; Coccinellidae. The coding region runs from base 240 to 2006 and encodes 588 amino acids. The record is from RefSeq and is a predicted model, not a curated record.